GGCCCCGCCCCCAGCUUUAAUCCACAUUUACUAAUUAAGCGACCCUCUCCCCAUAGAGCUCGGCACAGACCUUCCCAGCUUGCAUCUCGCACUUCAAGAGAUCCCCUCUUCCAGCCAAGAAAGUUCGCUUCCGGGACCCGCGGACGACUGCGGCCUAGUGAGACCCCCACGAGUUAGAAGUUGGCCCUCGUCUGGGUGAAGCGAGGUCGGGCUGGAAUGGACUUCCCUGCGGCCUUUGGCUGGCUCCGCCCCGCCGCCCCGCCGCCUCCCAGUCUCUUGCUCCCGGUGCUGCUGGGAGUUGCAGUUCCGUGAAUCGGUCCCCAUCUUCGCGUCCUCCCAUUAUGCUCUGCGCCUCUUGCCGCCUCCUAGUGGCCCGGGCGGCCACCACGCUUCCCGCCCCACCUAGAGGCCGGGGCCCUGCGCUCCGAUACCAGCGGCGGGAACUACAUUUCCCAGGGCACCCCGAGCCGCCCUCUAGUGACUCCUCGGUGGGCCGGCUGACAAGACAAAGUGUGCCUCUGGGCCGAAGGGUGAUCCUGAGGAGGGGGAGGAUGCCGCCGGCCGUGGGCGGAGGCCUGGCAGGGUCCGAGCUGCGUUCCCGGAGGGGUCGCUGCGGGUCCCAGGCUGCUAGGGUCGUGGGUCGGGACGUGGCUGCUGAGGCUGCAGCACGAAGCCCCAAACGGCCUGUUCGGAGCUCGCGACGCUUCGAGGCGGCGGGCCGGUGGGCCCUGCUAGCCCUGGUGACGCUGGUGUCCUUUGCCACCCGCUUCCACGGCUUGGACCAGCCGGCGCACGUCUGUUGGGAUGAGACUCACUUUGGAAAAAUGGGAAGUUACUAUAUCAACCGCACCUUUUUCUUUGAUGUGCACCCACCUCUGGGAAAGAUGCUGAUUGGUCUUGCUGGCUACCUGAGUGGAUAUGAUGGUACCUUUUUGUUCCAGAAGCCUGGGGACAAAUAUGAGCAUCACCGCUACAUGGGAAUGAGAGGAUUCUGUGCGUUCCUUGGUUCCUGGCUGAUCCCCUUCGCCUACCUCACUGUGUUGGAUCUGUCCAAGUCGUUCCCAGCAGCACUGCUCACUGCCGCCCUUCUCACCUUUGACACAGGAUGCCUCACUCUGUCCCAGUACAUCCUCCUUGACCCCAUCCUGAUGUUCUUCAUCAUGGCUGCCAUGCUGAGCAUGGUCAAGUACAACUCCUGCGCUGACAGGCCUUUCUCUGCCCCCUGGUGGUCCUGGCUCAGCCUGACUGGCAUCAGUCUUGCUGGUGCUUUAGGGGUCAAGUUUGUUGGCCUCUUCAUCAUCCUGCAGGUGGGGUUGAACACCAUUUCAGACCUUUGGCACCUGUUUGGAGACCUCAGUCUUUCGUUGGUAACUGUGGGGAAACACCUGACUGCUCGUAUCCUGUGCCUUAUAGUGCUGCCCCUGGUGCUCUACGUGGCCAUUUUUGCCGUUCACAUCACGGUGCUGAAUAAAAGUGGUCCCGGUGAUGGCUUCUUCAGUUCUGCCUUCCAGGCCCGGCUUUCUGGGAACAACCUUUAUAACGCUUCCAUCCCUGAACACUUGGCCUACGGCUCUGUGGUCACUGUGAAGAACCUCCGGAUGGCCAUCGGCUAUCUGCACUCGCACAGGCACCUGUACCCCGAGGGCGUUGGUGCCCGCCAGCAGCAGGUCACCACCUAUUUGCACAAGGACUACAACAACUUGUGGAUCAUCAAGAAACAUAAUACAAACUCAGCAGAUCCCCUAGACCCUUCAUUCCCAGUGGAGUUUGUGAGACAUGGAGACAUCAUUCGACUGGAACACAAAGAGACUUCUCGAAACUUGCACAGUCACUAUCAUGAGGCCCCCCUGACCCGGAAGCACUAUCAGGUCACUGGCUAUGGCAUAAAUGGGACAGGGGACUCAAAUGAUUUCUGGAGGAUUGAGGUUGUAAACAGAAAAUUUGGGAACCGGAUCAAAGUGCUGAGAAGUCGAAUUCGCCUCAUUCAUCUGGUCACGGGUUGUGUGCUGGGCUCCUCAGGAAAGGUUCUGCCCAAGUGGGGCUGGGAGCAGUUGGAAGUUACCUGCACACCAUAUCUAAAAGACACACUCAGCUCCAUCUGGAAUGUGGAGGACCAUAUCAAUCCCAAAUUGCCAAAUAUCAGCCUGGAUGUGCUGCAGCCCAGUUUUCCUGAGAUACUGCUGGAGUCCCACAUGGUCAUGAUCCGGGGGAACAAUGGCCUUAAGCCCAAGGACAAUGAGUUCACAUCCAAACCCUGGCAUUGGCCCAUCAACUAUCAGGGCCUACGCUUCUCAGGGGCUAAUGACACAGACUUCCGGGUCUAUCUGCUUGGCAACCCGGUGGUCUGGUGGCUCAAUCUGGUGAGCAUUGCCCUCUACCUCCUCUCAGGGAGCAUUGCUGCCAUCGCCAUGCAGAGAGGGGCUCAGCUGCCUGCAGAGGUGGAAGGGCUGACCAAGAUCCUGCUGCGUGGAGGCGGCCAGCUGCUGCUCGGCUGGGUGCUCCAUUACUUCCCGUUCUUCCUGAUGGGCCGCAUUCUCUACUUCCACCACUACUUCCCAGCCAUGCUCUUCUCCAGCAUGCUGACAGGCGUUCUGUGGGACACCCUCCUGCGGCUCUGUGCCUGGGGCUUGGCCUCCUCUUCCCUGGCCAGGGGUGUGCAUGCACUGGGAAUCCUGAGUCUGCUCCUGGGAACUGCCUACAGCUUCUACCUCUUCCACCCUCUGGCCUACGGGAUGGUUGGUCCCCUAGCCCAGGAUCCCGAGAGUCCAAUGGCAGGACUAAGGUGGCUGGAAUCAUGGGACUUUUGAGGCCACUGCAAGGACCCCAGCCUGGAUCCAGGAACUUCCUGGGGACACCAGCUGUGAGUCAGUCCCUGGACCCUUCCAGCUGUGGGAGAGCUGCCUCAGGUGCCUGGAGAUUUCUGCUGCCUACCAGGACCAAGCUCUGGGAGUGAACCUGGAUUUGACCCAACACUAACGAGAGUCACAGCUCUGUCUGCCGCACUACAGAGGACAGAAUCUCUUGAGCCCAGUUCCCCAAGUGUGCAACACAAGGGAGGAUAAGUGUGCAUGAGGGUGGAUUUGAGUGUGGGCGUGUGUGUGUGUGUGUUUGACGCACAAUUGUCCAGAUCCCUAUGGAAUAUGGACCACGUAACUGUGGACAGCUGAGUGUCAUAAACUCUUAAGAAAUAGUCCAGGGCUACCGUAAUAUUUUCUGCUGUUUCACAUGGGUUUGGUUUGGGUUGGGUUUCUAAGAUCCAUUAGAAAGUCUCUGACCUGCAAGAGAACCUCAAAGACUGACCCCUUGGGAUGUCACCAGGGACACGGCAGAUGGGACCAUCGAAGCUGCACUACCCUCCUUCCCACAGUCAGAUGAGUCCAGCUGAGGAGAGAAGUGCCCUGCACUAGGGGCCUGCUCCCUGCUGCUUCCUUGAGUGCCCUCUGUGGCCACAGGGGACUGGACUUCUGCCGCAGUGUGCACACGGGCAGUGGGCUUCAGCCCUGUUCCUCUUUCUCUGGAAUGUCACAGUGAGGUUGAUUGGAAGAACCCCACCCUGUCCUUGGCAGCUCCGUAUCCUUUGGCCCCUGUGCUCCAGGGGCUGUUUCUCAGUCUGUCCCUUUCCUUCUGCAGCUGGCUUGGUCACCAGGACCAGGACAGCUGCUCUCUCCUGAUCACUGGGAGAGCCCUUGGGAACCCUUGGUAACAGCUAAGGGGAUGAAAGGCAGAGCAGGGGUCCGUGGCACCGGCGGGGAUCCCAGGGGAAGGCCAGGGCGUGGGGUGCUCUGGCCCGUGAUGCUCCUGUCCCCGGCUGGGCUUCCUGGUUUUUACCCCUCCAGCCCUCCCUGCUGACCCCCCUCCGGCUCCACUGGCACUUCCCUUUUUCUGUUCACUGCUUCACUAAUCUCCUACUCCCCAGAGACCCAGGACUCCUGGAAAUGCGUGACAACUUCAGCUGCCCAAAUACUUCGACGCACAGCUAAGGAGCUCAAACUGCUCCUUCCACUUCUUCCCUGAGAGGGGUUAGGAAACCUCUGGGUCAGGACCAGACCAACCCAAGGCCAGCCCUUCAGCCCGCCUCCCUCCUCAGUUCAGGACAAAAUGUUCAUUUUGUCUCAGAGGAGGUGGAUGCUUCACGGUUAACGAAGAGUCUGCCACAUCUCAGCUUCCCUCUGCUGUAGCUCCCAACAGCCCUGACAGGGUCAGAGCUCUUUAAAGCAUCUUCAGGAGAUGGUUGCCAGGGAGACUGGAAAUUGGUCUCAGGGACAGGCUGUGCUACCUAUGAGUGGUGGGGAGGCGAGCUUCUGGGCCAUGCGUGGACAUUCAGACCGAGCGUCAUUAGUGUUAAUAGAGGAAGUGCAGCCACGUGGAAAGCAAGGCUAAUUAGAUCUGAGGCCCCAUGACCUCCCUCUCCCACGGCUGCAGCCCUUUCCACUUCCCCUGCAGGAAGGCAGGAAGCGUCUGGGUUGCCUGCUUAAUUGUGUGUCUGGCAGGGGAGAUGGCAGGGUGGAACUCUGGCCCCUGCUCCCUCAGAGGGAGUUGAUUUCUCCUGGGCUGGGUGGGGCACCGUCAGCAUGGGCGCUCUUGGAGGUGUGGAUGCAGGCAUCUGUUUGUGGCCCACCAUGACAUCUAGGAGGUGGCUGAUUUUCCCUCUUGCCCUCUCAUUUCCUAAGAACUUGUUGGAAGGGAAAUAUUUGAAGGCGCCAACCAGGUGACCUGUGAGCAAGGAAAGCGAGGAGGGAACUCAGCCAGCCCUGCCCACCCUCCCUCCUAAUUUGGCCACACUGGGGACCAGAGUUCCCUUGGUCUCUGGCACUGCUUCCUGAGGAUGGAAGAAAAAGGACUCCUUUACCACUCCUCUUUCUCCACACCUAUGCUGGCAAACACUUCUCUGGGGACAAGGCCACGUGGGGUGGCACAGCUGUGAGAGCUCAGGGGCUGUUUGGAAGGUGCUGGGAAGGAGACCCUCAGGGUGCUGCUCUGAAUGUGGGCUGCAGCCUGGGGAGUUGGCAGAAAGGUGACAUGUCUCACAGGCUGCAGGGGGAGGAGGAGACGUUUGUCAGUGAGCCCACCCUGGAGCCAGCAUCUUGAGCCAUGUUUUAUUUAAAAAAAAAAAAAAAAAAAAAAAAAAA
Molecule: messenger RNA, 5129 nt
Organism: Sciurus carolinensis (gray squirrel)
Lineage: Eukaryota; Metazoa; Chordata; Mammalia; Rodentia; Sciuridae
Gene: Pomt2
Product: protein O-mannosyltransferase 2
Exons: 21
Coding region: 342-2807 (821 amino acids)
Biological process (GO): protein O-linked glycosylation via mannose
Cellular component (GO): endoplasmic reticulum; membrane
Molecular function (GO): dolichyl-phosphate-mannose-protein mannosyltransferase activity
Source: RefSeq, a predicted model, not a curated record